This is a messenger RNA of Epinephelus fuscoguttatus (brown-marbled grouper), 11936 nucleotides long. It is a transcript of the gene col4a4, whose product is annotated as collagen, type IV, alpha 4. The coding region runs from base 247 to 5250 and encodes 1667 amino acids. Gene Ontology annotation, cellular component: collagen trimer. Gene Ontology annotation, molecular function: extracellular matrix structural constituent. The transcript has 47 exons. NCBI's taxonomy places the organism in Eukaryota, Metazoa, Chordata, Actinopteri, Perciformes, Serranidae. The record is from RefSeq and is a predicted model, not a curated record.
GGCGGUUGACAGGUGUUGGGUUGUGUGUGCAGCGCGGCGCUGCGGCUUCAGUUUAGCGGAUAAAGUUGAGAGUUUUCUGUCCGUGUGUCUCUGACAUGAAAAGCGCGUGAAGCUUCGGACUGAGCGCGAGACCUUCAGGACGACCACCAGUGUCAGAGUGUCCUCAUUGGCUGAGAGCCGUCUGGAGGCAGAGUCAGAGUGACAGGGUCGUGUCGUGGGGGCGACUUCCUCUGAGCAGAGGACAAGAUGCUGCUGACUUCCUGCUCCGCCCCCUGCAGCUACAUCUGGCUCUGGUGCCUCCUGAUGGUCCUGACGGCUCCUACAGCAGCUCUCGGGGGCGACCAAUCGGAGGUGUGCGGUGGUCGGGACUGCUCCACCUGUCAGUGUUUCCCAGCCAAAGGAGCCCGGGGGUCUCCAGGUCUUCUGGGGCGGCAGGGCCCUCCGGGGCCCCCGGGCUUUCCAGGCCCUCAGGGGCCUCCAGGACAGAAGGGCCAGAGAGGAGACGAGGGGCCGACAGGAGCUGUAGGACUGAAAGGAGACUCGGGAAGUGUCGGCGUUCCAGGUUUUCCGGGUAUAGAAGGAGUUCCGGGUCACCCGGGUCCGGCUGGCGGACCUGGUUUUCCAGGUCUGGAUGGAUGUAACGGAACCAGAGGACAGAAAGGAGGACCUGGAUUUCCAGGAAGACCAGGACCUGAUGGAGAACAGGGUUUUGCAGGACCGAAGGGGUUUCCAGGAGAUCCAGCAGUCUACUACAUACAGUACCCUGGAAUACCUGGAGGCGUUGGCCAAAGUGGACUUCCUGGUCGGCCGGGUGAACGGGGUCUGCCUGGUCCGAUGGGAAAUGUGGGUACUUCAGGACUGGAUGGGACUAAUGGUCUUCCUGGUCUACCUGGCUCCAGAGGUCUACCUGGAGAAAAGGGUCGAUCUCUGCCAGGACAGAAAGGAGACGAGGGGGAUCAGGGCCUCCAGGGGCCUCCUGGACCGUUUGAGUACGUCGACCCUCCAGAAGACCUGUACAUUAAAGGAGAACAGGGUCCUCGAGGGCCUAAAGGAGUCUGUGGAAGUCAGGGACUGCCGGGUUUGGACACUCUAAAGGGGAUAAAAGGAGAGAAGGGGAUUGUGGGAUUCCCUGGACCCAGGGGAACUUCUGGUUACCCUGGCGUGCUCGGAGAGAAAGGAUUCAAGGGAAUCCAAGGAAUUCCGGGUCUCCCAGGUCUGAUUGGAAGAGAAGGUCCUAAGGGCAUGAUGGGAAAUCCGGGUCCUAAAGGCCUCCCUCAUGAAGCAGAAGUCACACACACAGGUGACGUUGGAGACCCCGGAGCUACUGGACUGAGGGGCUCUCCAGGGGACAAAGGGCUGAUGGGAAUGCAAGGCCCCCCAGGAGCCCCCGGCAGAUCCAUACCUGGACGGGCAGGUAUUGUGGGUGAGAGGGGAGUUCCAGGAUCCAGAGGGGACCGAGGAGAUCCAGGUCUGGUGUAUUUAAACGGUCCAACACCUGGAGAACCUGGAAAAUCAGGACGCCCAGGAGUCAAAGGACUAAAGGGAGAACCAGGGGUUCCAGGUACUUACUGUCUUCCCGGGGCUCCAGGACAGUCUGGCAAUCCAGGUGAUCAGGGGCCACCGGGGUCCCAGGGCUUCCAAGGGUUUAAAGGUAGUCCUGGUGACUGUGCUUGUGGCCCCCCAUUUGUAUUGAGGGGUCCCCCCGGCAUUGUGGGUGACCCGGGGUCUCCAGGGUUUCCAGGAACCCCAGGGGCUCCGGGGCAGAAAGGAGAGGAAGGUUUACCUGGAGACACAGGUGUGCGUGGACAACAGGGUCUGGGUGGAUUUCCAGGUGUCACAGGGUUCAAAGGUCAGAAGGGAGAUUUCACUGUGGUGGAUUUUAAAGGUGAGAAAGGAAACAGGGGCCAGCAGGGCCCUGCAGGCAGACAAGGAUUCUCAGGGAGACGAGGACUGGAUGGGCCCGUGGGGCCCCCUGGAAACCCCGGCCCACCGGGUGAUAGUUUCGCCAGUUCUACUGGAGACAGAGGCUUCCCAGGACUCUCAGGGCCAAAGGGAUUACCAGGACCUUCAGGCCCCCCCGGGCGAGGUGUAGUCGGAGCAGUAGGACAGCGUGGGGCCCCUGGUGACCCAGGACCUUCAGGACUCCCUGGCCCCCCAGGGCCGAAGGGGGUUAGAGGUGAUACUCUGCCCUGUGUACCCAGAAACCCUGGCGCCCCCGGAGAGAAAGGGGACCCUGGAAAUCCAGGUUACCCAGGACUCCCGGGUCCUCCAGGUUUUCGUGGCAUCACUGGACCUGAUGGAGCUAAAGGAGACAAAGGACAACCUGGACUUCCUGGACUACCUGGACGACAAGGACCUCCAGGUAUUACUGGAGAUACCGGAGAAGAAGGACGUGAAGGCGAUAGUUAUGGCGGAAAGCCAGGCUCUCCAGGGCUCCCAGGCUCUCCUGGACUCAGGGGCCCAGCAGGAAACUCUUUUGUCGGGCCCUCAGGACCCAUUGGCUUCCCAGGGCGACCAGGCUCUCAGGGGCCUAAAGGAGUACCUGGCCCCCCCGGCAAUGAUGGACUACCAGGACUCCUGGGUCUGGCUGGGGGCCCUGGACCAAAGGGCCAGAGAGGACAUGAUGGGGUCCCAGGUGAACGUGGCCCCCAGGGGCCCACACGUGAUUUCUGUGAUGCAGGAAAACCUGGUCCCAGAGGCCUUUUGGGCCCUCAGGGGCCCAUAGGACCCCCAGGUUUUCCAGGGGAGAAAGGUGCGAUCGGGGAGAAGGGUCCUCCAGGUUUUGGCCCUAAAGGCCCUCCAGGGAAACCAGGCACUCCAGGUUUCCCGGGGUACCCAGGGCUCCAGGGCCCCUCUGGCCCCACUGGAGACAUUGGACUACCGGGGCCCAAUGGUCCAAAAGGUCUGAUGGGGCCCCGGGGCCAGGAAGGAGGGCCAGGGGCCCCUGGACUGCCUGGGGCCCUUGGAGCCCCAGGGAGGACAGGGGAGAGAGGGGUGAAUGGACGAGAUGGAAGCCCAGGAUGUGAGGGCCAGAAAGGAGAGAAAGGCUGUAAAGGGGCCCCGGGGCUUCCAGGAGAGACUAAGUUUAUCCCCAUCAAAGGAGGAAGAGGAGGAGAAGGACCCUCGGGCUUCAACGGAUUUCCUGGACCACGAGGAAAUAAAGGCGCGCGAGGAGCUACCGGUAAGCCAGGCUAUCCAGGCGUCAAUGGACCCCCAGGCAUCACAGGACUCCCAGGACCCGCAGGGCCCUAUGGCAAACCAGGACCUCGUGGAGUGCCUGGACGUACAGGAGAGCCAGGAUUCAUCGGCUUCCCCGGAGAGACUGGAGAUCCAGGUGACCUGGGAUGUCCGGGCAAAGAUGGAGAGCCUGGGCGGCAAGGAUUUACUGGACCCAAAGGUGAUAAAGGAGACUCUGUUGGUUGUUCUGGUCCACCUGGAGACAAGGGGCCUCCUGGAGACUUCGGGCCCUCAGGACCUCCUGGACCUCGAGGAGAUCCCGGACGACCUGGUGUCAACGGGGCUCCGGGACAGAAAGGAUGCAAAGGAGAUCCAGGCCAGAAGGGAGACCUGGGCGAACCAGGUGUGGUCGGUCCCUCAGGUCCCAGAGGUCGUUCGGGUCUUCCAGGUCUUCCUGGUAAAGCCGGUGCUGAUGGUCCACCAGGACCGCAGGGCUCCCCGGGCCUCCAAGGUCCUCCUGGACCACUUGGACUUCAUGGACUGGACGGACUGAAAGGAGUGAAGGGGGACAUGGGGACCAGAGGUCUGGGUGUGCCGGGUCCUCCAGGUUCUAAUGGUCUUCCAGGGGAUAAAGGUCCUCCAGGUCCUCCAGGACCCAUGGGUCCUUCCCAGCCCGGACCACCAGGACCCACAGGCCCACCAGGACCCAAAGGACCUCCAGGGGUUUUGGGACCUCCAGGUAAAAUGGGACCAGACUGUAAGAGUCCAAUCCCAGGGCCUCGUGGAGAUCCUGGUUGUACUGGGCCAGAUGGAGAGCCAGGGUGUGCUGGUGAGAUGGGGGAUCCAGGUCCGAACCCUCCCGUGCCUGGAGAUGAUGGGGACAAUGGGGCUAUUGGGUGCCAGGGGCCCAUUGGCCCAAAAGGAUCUCCGGGGCCCAGAGGACUGCCAGGCAUCCCUGGAAAUCCAGGAGUUAAAGGCUUGCGGGGGUCUCCAGGUCUGAUGGGACUACCUGGCAGUCGGGGUCCUCAAGGUUGCACUGGUGCAAGUGGGCCUCCAGGACCAAAGGGAUAUGCAGGACCUAUGGGUCCAAAGGGGGAGAAGGGACGUGUCUCCCCCUGCCCCGAUUAUCCUCCCGCAACACAGGGCCCUCCAGGACCUCCUGGCUUUCCUGGUCAGCCUGGAGAUGUCGGCGUCGAGGGAGAAAUCGGCCGGGUGGGACCAAAAGGUAGGAAGGGGGACAUCGGGCUUGAGGGACCGAUAGGCCUUGAAGGUCCCGCAGGUCUAGAUGGAGACCGAGGAGUGCCAGGCCUGCAAGGGGAGGAUGGAAUAGUGGGAGCCAAAGGUGAUCAGGGUCCGAGCGGUGACCCCGGUCCUCCUGGACCAACCAAAAACUUGAACUCGGGCUUCCUGUUGGUGAUGCACAGCCAAUCAACGACAGUACCCUCCUGUCCACUAAACAUGAGGGUCCUGUGGAUCGGAUACAGUCUGCUGUACCUGGAGGGUCAGGAGAAGGCUCACACUCAGGACCUGGGUCAGGCUGGGUCCUGUAUGCGGGUCUUUUCCACCAUGCCAUUCUCCUCCUGUAACAUGGGAACCUGCUCUUACGCCAGUCGUAACGACAAAUCCUACUGGCUGUCGACGACGGCAGCCGUCCCUAGUAUACCAGUGGGCGGAGCCUCCAUUGAAGAUCACAUCAGCCGCUGUGUGGUGUGUGAAGCCCCCUCCGCACCUGUCGCUCUGCACAGCCAGACCUCCAACCAGCCAGAAUGCCCCCCCAGCUGGAGGAGCCUGUGGACCGGAUACUCCUUCCUCAUGCAUACAGGUGCAGGUGACGAGGGCGGCGGCCAGUCCCUGACAUCAUCAGGUAGCUGUCUGACAGACUUCAGGGCCCAGCCCUUCGUGGAGUGUCAGGGGCCUCGAGGAACCUGCCACUACUUCGCCAACAUCUACAGUUUCUGGCUGACCAGAGUGGGGAAGACCACCUCCAACUCCAAUAGCUCCUCCACCACGCUGACCGAGGGCUGGCAGCAGAGGGAGAGCAUCGGGAGGUGCAACGUCUGCAUGAGGGGUUGAGGGGGAGCACCUCCUCCUUCUCCUCCUCCUGCAGAGCCUGAGAGGACGGACAGGACGAGACUCGUCUGUUUGUCUCUGUGAGGAGAGACCAUCAUGUUAAAGAUAACGCUGCCAAUCAAUCAGUCAGUCCUGUUCAGAUCAUCAGGAGUGACUAAGUGCAGCACAAACGUCACAGCAGACAGAUGAACUGGGGUUGUCUGAUGUCAGUUUGUAGUCAGGAUGUUUGAUCUCCACCCAGAUGUCAAAGAUCAGAUAUAAAACCUCACCAGUUGUGGGAUCACUGGGCUCGUGUUCAUGUUUGGAUCAGCAGGUAAAACCUUCUUAGAUUUUAUUGUAAACAAAAUUUCCACCGGACAAAACAGAGUGAGGAGGGGAUUUGGAUUUAUUCAGAUUCAUUCAAAUUUAAAUUCCAGAUAAACGUGUUAAAAACACAAUUUUGAAAAGCAGAUUAGCUGUUUAAAAAUGUAUUUCUGAUGUGAAUUUGUCAAACAAAGCUUCAGUUUACAGCUCACUGUUCAGUCAGUUAACAAAACUACUUACUUAGGAAAGUGAACUCUCCUAUAUUUUAACAUUAAUAGCUGUAUUUUGGAAAAGUUUGAUGACUAUCAUGGUAAAGCAGCUUUAUUUUUACCUGCAUGAGUCCAGUUGGUGCUGAUUUUUUACCUCUCCAGUGGCUUAACAUUUUAACAUUUUACUGUUCAUUCAUCAAUGUUGUAGGCUGAAAAUUCUUACAAUCUCCAAUAUGAAAAUGUGUGGCCUAUUCACCGAAUAAAAAAAAGUUUUACUUUCUGUCAACUAAAAUGUGCAUCAUACGUCUACGACCUGGCACCUUUAUUCCCUUAAGUCUCUCUAGCUUGGCUCGGUAGAGGUUCCAAUUUAAUAGUGGACACAGAUUAGUUUGCUUUCAUCGCCACCGCUGCAAAGUUAAAGCACCAAAUAAUUUUAAAUAGCUACCUGCAGAGUCGCCACCUUGUGGUAAAACAUAUUAAUGAAUGCUCAUGUCGACCUAUUUGUAAUAUUGAUAGGUUUAGACUUAACAGGCGAUGUUAGCGUCAGGAUUAGGCUAAAAUAUGUUUUGCAGCUUCAGACUUAUAUUUAUUUUUAUUGUUAGUAUUAUUAUUUUGGCCAAAAAUGUCUCUUUUGAUAGUGAAGGUGUCCGACUCCUGUUUUAGGGUGAGAGUAUUAACAGAAGAGAGGUCUAAAGAUUUUUGGGGUAAUAAAUUGGCAUCUUAAAUCCUCCUGUGACCCUGCGUCCUCAAAUGAGGACAUCACAUUUUUGAUUGCUGCACCUCACACUUUGUCCUGCUUAACUUAGACCUGUUGUCCUCAUCCGUGGACACUUCUUUGUGCCAUCUCGUGGUAGUAAAAGCACAGUACACUAAUCCAUGUAAAAAACAAGAUGGCAGCCAUCUCUGCCAAGUCAGUCUGCACUAGCUGAUCCUGACACAAAAGUGGACAAGGUCCAAAACCUGAUUAAAUUUUAUGAUUUAAACUUGUUUAUUUAUGUUUUAUGAAGUUUGUAGUUUGAUGUGGCAUCAAAUUUGAUCAACUUUAGCAACAGUAACAAGCUAAGACGGUGUUGAUUAGGAAGUACUCAUUUGAGGACACUGGGACUUUAUUAUCGCAGCAUUUCUCUCAGGCCAGCUGGGUGUUACAGACUGUUCCUACAGACAAAAACACAUUCGUAUGGCGCAAGGAAAUUUCAUACAACAUUACAAGAGAAACAAAUCACAAGGCUUUUAGAUAUAGUACAUUAUUUGCCAUUUUGUUUUUACACAGUUGUGUUCAGGUGUUGAAAUGAACAGUUUCAGUCAGUCGUAGACCUGAACAGUGACCCCUAACCCACAGAGUUACAAAACAUUGAACAAAUGUUGCAUUGAUUGUAAUUUUGUUUUAACACAACAAUGUUCAGACACCUAAGUAAUCAGUUUUAUAUUUGUUACACACUUGUGAGCAUUUAAAAUAAACUCAUUAUCCAUGUAUGAGGACACUGUUUUUAAAAAACCCACUUGCUGUUAAAAGAUAAUGCUUCAUUUUUUAUUCUCAGCAGGUUUUACCAGUCCCUAGUAGCUAGGAGAAUUUGGAAAUGCAUACCAAACAAAAGCUGGGGUGUCAGGAGGUUAAAUUAGCUUGUAAAUUAAAAAUAUAAAGGACCAAUAAUUGAACCCUGUGGAACCCCAUUAAUGAUUAUCCCCUUUUUCACUAUGUUGCUUGUUGUGUGUUUGCUGAAGUUUGAUUGCAUUAGAUCAAACUACUCCAUACGAUGAUAACUGUCACACUGUUGUGGAGUCAUCCUGAUGUUGUGUCUCCUUUCACCAUUAGGAGGCGCUAAGGUCAGACAUAUUAAAUAUCUACACAUAAGAGUGAGUUAAAGAUCCACGGACAAAACAAAACAGAAUGAGGUGUUAAAAAUGUCAGAAUGGCCUGUUUAAGGGUGAAUCAGUGGAAGGGACUGUGAGGUCUGAGGUCACUUAUUGAUUUAUGAUCAGUUUAUUGAUAAUUUGAGUUGUGAAUGACUCGUAAAAGAGCUCUUUGUUUUGUCCUGAACGCAGAUUAUUUAGCUGGUGUGAUUCGUGUUUUCCAUUCUUUAUUCUUCAUUCAUAUUUGCUCUUAACUUUUCAGUAUUUAGAAUGAACAUGUACUGUAUAUGCCACGUGUUGAAGACGUGUUGUUUUCAAUUCAAACUGUGACAGAAAGAAACAUUUUUAUUGAUAAUUUUGUCCAAACAUAUUAAUUCAAAAGUUGUGUAGCUUCUGCAAACUCGUUUUAAGAGAAACUUCAGUAUUUUUCAAUCUAGACCUUAUUUCUUUUGCCACUAAGUGAUGAAUGGGAUCAACAAUUUUUAAACUGGUCCAGUAUUGAGCAACAGCGCUGCUGUCGGCAGUGCAGAACGUUAAUGAGCAUUUGCCUCAUAACGUCCACUAGAUUUGUUUGUUUUUGUCACUGACAGGCUCAGAUUGUUAUUUUAAGUGUCUGACAACAUUAUGGAAAGGAUCCUUGCAGAGACAGACCUUUGUGUUUAGGAGUAAGGUCCUUUUUGUUUAAUGAGAAACAGCCCUGAAAUCACCAUCACCAAACCCACCAGACUACAUUUAAAUAAACAGUAAUUUUAUUAUAAAACACACUUAAUUCAAAGUCGACAGAAACAAACUAUAACUCACAAAAACCACAGUGGUUUGUCUUUAUACUGUUCCAUCUAUACCAGCUCUGGUUUGGUUAAAAUUAACCCUUAAUUCACCCAGUUAGAUGUGUAAACAUGCUGCCUCUUUACACACUAAAAUCACUGUUUAUUUAAAUGGAGUCUGGUGGGUUUAGUGAUGGUGAUUUCAGGGCUGUUACUGGUUUAACAAAAAGGACCAGGUUGAAAAUACGGAAUUUACUCUUUUAGGUAGAAGAGAGUAUGAACACCACCAAACCGACCAAUGAAAUCUCGCUCAUAUCUAGUUAUUAAGUUGGGUAUAAUUCUGUUGAUCAUUUCCAAACAUGGCUCAGCCCCAGUUUGAAUCAGUUCUGAUGUGACGUUUUUUAAAAGUCAUAUUUAUUUCGCUUAUCACUGUUGUCAGGUGAAGAACUUGUAUCUAAAUGUCAACGUUUUAUUAGCUCAGUAACCCCAUCCCAGUCGCCAGAGGGAAGUGUUGUACAUUUCUGCAAACCACAGAUACAUUACAUUUGUAUGUUUCAUACAUAUCAUAUCAGCUUUCUGAAGUGACGUAGUAUAUGAGCUGACUUUGUCGUAAGGAGGUGGAGGGGAUGGUGGAUGGUGUGACACUUAGGAGAGAUGUCUGCCAAGCUGCAGACCACUGUUCAACACCAACAAUCAACGAAAAUGGUUGUUUUUAGUGAGACAUCGCAGCGUUUCCAGCAGUUUUUCAGCCCCCAAACUUGGGUGUUUCUCGCCGUGUGUCAAGCAGGACAAUGCCACAAAAAAUCAAAAAGUCCUCAUCCCAACUCGUCAAAUACUGCCAUUUUGUCAGUGGAUCAAAAAAUGAUGCUCUGUGUAGCCUCCUGUCAGUUUUGGACUUUCAGGGAUGGUGUGUCAAAUUACUUCUGUAACGUGCGCUGUGCCUUUUCAAAAUAUACUUCCAUCUUCACAGGAAAUGUACCUGCUCAUUACAUGCACACAGCCUUUUUCAGAAUACACUUACAACAUAGGUCCACGGUGAGAUUUAGCAAAAAAAUGGUUUGACCUAAUAUAAAUACGUUUGUUAUGAACAUGAUGUCAUAUGUAACAUAUUCUCACUCUCCACUGAAAUAUCGCAGCUUAGUCAGUAGACUUUGACAUCUACAUAUGACGCGCUAGAUAUCCACGGGGCGUCUGUUGUUGACGUUUUGGGACAUCGAUUUUUCAAAAUAAACUUCCAUUUUUACAGGAAAUGUACAGUUUCUGCUCAUUAGAUGCAAACAGUCUUUUUCAAAAUAAACUCAAGUUGGUAAAACAUGUAUUCACGUUUAUGACAUUGUUCAAGAAACGCACAUGGUUAGGUUUAGAAAUAAACAUCAUGGUUUGGCUCUACAUUCAAACAGGAAGCUAACAGCAGACUCCUGGGUGAAAGUCCAGUGUUUGUUGGACCCACUCUAUAGGGACUUUGCAGCUCGUAACAUUUUGUUUUUGUCCUGCUGCAUCUCGAGCUGAUGUCAUCUGAAAGGGGCGCAUCAAACUGCUGACAAAGUAUGCCAUUUUUUAUUGGUGUCUGAUGCGGAAAUCACACUACAAUAUUUGACGACUUCAUAUUGAGAAUGGGUUGUUGUGUGGCAUACAUCCCUAGCGUAGCGUGCUAUACUAACGCACUAUGUUGUUAUUAAAGUAACUCCAUUGACCUUUGGUUUCACACAGGAAAUGACGGGCUCCUGGGUUAAAGUCCAGAGUUUGUUUGACCCAUCCACCUCCGCUCCCACCCUCCCAAUAUGGACUUUCUCGCUCAUCAUUUUACGGUAGUUGCUGGCGGCGUGUAUCAUACAGCAGCGAAGGGUUCCUCUUGGCGUCUUUGCGUCGGUGUCUCAUGCCGACGUCCACUGACAAAGCAGCGCUACAUGAGCUGUCGGGCUGUCGCCUGCUGUGUCAAAAAUCACCACUACCUGAUGUGUAUCAUACCACUGCAAAGGGUGCCUCAGUGCGUCACUAGUUCAAUGUCGAGAUCACUAAAACAACAGGGUUAUUUGAUGUUGUUGUGGUUGGGAGUGAGAACGAGCUCAUAUUUUAAGCCACGAUGUGAUUUUUGUCUGAGCAUUACCAAAUAGUUUUUGUUCUAAACGUAACCACGCCAACCACGGCGCUGCUGAUAUGUUAAGUUUCAUCAUAUCAGCCACAUGAUGAUGUACAAAUGCCACAUAUCUGUUUGCAGAAACGUACAAUGCCAACAUUUUUUCUGGGACUGGGUUGGUAAACCAGACUGGUUUCAUCUGGAUGACUUUUAUUUCAGUGCUUUUAUUGUGAAAAUAAACACCAGGUUACAAGGUUUCCUCUGAUAUCGCACAUAUCCUGUGAUGUCACAUCCUGUGAUUCAGCAGCUGAUCGGUUGGUGGCGUUGACGUGAUGUUCUCUCCUCAUGAGAGAGCACGACGAGAGAACACCUGAGUGAACUUUAGCCCCGCCUCCAGCCCCGCCCACUGCACAACUAGAAGUGCACUGAGAAACGUUAUGAUUGGUCGGCUGAGAGGCAGCGACUGCAUUUUAAUUGGUCAGCUGGGAGGCAGUGACUGCGUGUCAUUGGUCAGUCAGUAUUUUGUUAAUAAGUAGGGAGAGAAUCGUGUGAGAAGCUGUGAAUACAUUUGACAUCAAACCUUGAAACGUGCUUUUUUUUUUUGUUCCAGUUUUCUUUCAGAUCAGACGCGUUCGGAGUUUCUCCCUCAGCUCAGCUUCAUGUUCUUUAUUCAUGUUCUUCAGUUUUCAGUGUAAAAACAAAGAGAGCAGCGUGUCGUGAGUCGAACAUCUGAACGGACGAGCUGCGGCACAGAACCAGGAGCUGAACCGGGACCAGCAACUGAUGUUGUCUUUUCUCUUCAUGGUUCAGUCAAAUCACGUCAUGGCGUCUGUGUGUUAGAGUCGACUUGAAUAUUUAUCUGUCUGAUACUUUCAUAUCAAAACUAACUAAAGCUUCGUAGUCGCCGUCACAAAACGUAAACAGGGUCAACUGCUGAAAGACAAAUUACUUCCUGUUAAACUUUAAUUUAGAAAAAAUAUUUUGGAGAUAUCUUAAGAUUUUGUGUUUUUGUCCAGUUUCAGUUCAGUUUUUAUUCCUGGUUGUGUCAAAGCGUCUGGUCCUGGUCCUGGUCUUGGUCCUGGUUCUGGUUCUGCUCCUGGUUCUGUUUUAUCUCUCUGUGAUUUGUAAAUAUGUUUGGACUCCACCGUUUUAUAUUUUUACUGUAAAUGUCAUCAGAGUAUUUAUUUAGCCUGAAAUUAAUGUUGGUGCUAUUUGAUGUUUCAUUUGUUUGUUUUUGUUUUAUUUUGGUAAACGGUGACUUGGUGAAACCCCGCCCCCUUCCUCCCUCCUACAAAACAAAAUGCACAAACAUAACGGUGUUCAUGAUGGAGGAGUCUGACCUUUAUAUUCAGUUUAUUAUCUGUGCGCACCUCGUUAACUACAGCUCCCAUGAUGCUUUGAGAUGAGGCCUGUGUCUAUUGCUGAAGACCAGACACCUCAGUGUUUUAAUAAAGGAUGUAAAAAAAAAAAAAAAGAAAUGAGAAA